UUUUUUUUUUUAAUUUUUUUCGUGCCCCUCCCGGCCUCCUCCGCGAAGAGAGAGGUGUGCUCGGUCUUCUCUGCUGCGGGAGAGAGUCUAUGGUGAUAGCACGGGGGUGGUGAGUGCUGAGGAGGGGUCUCGCCGCCGCCCCCGCCGCCGCUGAGGAGGAGGAGAGGGAGGAGGAAGAGGCGAGGCACGGCACCAUUUGCUGCUCCCUGCCCCAGCCAUGGAGAACGCGCACACAAAGACUGUGGAGGAAGUUUUGGCUUAUUUCGGCGUCAACGAGAGCACCGGGCUCAGCCUUGAGCAAGUGAAGAAGCUGAAGGAGAAAUGGGGCUCCAACGAGCUACCAGCAGAGGAAGGAAAAACCUUACUUGAGCUUGUGAUUGAACAAUUUGAAGACUUACUAGUUAGAAUUUUGUUGCUGGCCGCUUGCAUAUCUUUUGUCCUGGCCUGGUUUGAAGAAGGUGAAGAAACAAUCACAGCAUUUGUAGAGCCUUUUGUAAUCUUACUCAUAUUAGUAGCCAAUGCAAUUGUGGGAGUGUGGCAGGAAAGAAAUGCUGAAAAUGCUAUUGAAGCUCUCAAAGAAUAUGAACCAGAGAUGGGCAAAGUGUAUCGACAAGACCGAAAAAGUGUCCAGAGGAUUAAAGCAAGAGACAUUGUCCCAGGUGAUAUCGUGGAAGUGGCAGUUGGAGACAAGGUUCCUGCUGAUAUAAGAAUUACUUCUAUCAAAUCUACAACUCUAAGGGUAGACCAGUCAAUUCUCACAGGUGAAUCUGUGUCCGUUAUUAAGCACACUGACCCUGUGCCUGAUCCUCGUGCUGUAAACCAAGACAAGAAGAACAUGCUCUUUUCUGGUACAAACAUUGCUGCUGGUAAGGCCAUGGGGGUGGUCAUUGCAACGGGGGUAAACACCGAAAUCGGGAAAAUCCGCGACGAGAUGGUGGCGACCGAGCAGGAGAGAACCCCCCUGCAGCAGAAACUGGACGAGUUUGGGGAGCAGCUGUCCAAAGUCAUCUCCCUGAUCUGCAUCGCCGUGUGGAUCAUCAACAUCGGCCACUUCAACGACCCCGUGCACGGCGGCUCCUGGAUCCGCGGYGCCAUCUACUACUUCAAAAUCGCCGUGGCCCUGGCUGUGGCUGCCAUCCCYGAGGGGCUGCCUGCUGUCAUCACCACCUGCCUGGCACUGGGCACRCGCAGGAUGGCCAAGAAGAAUGCCAUUGUCAGGAGCCUGCCCUCGGUGGAGACYCUGGGCUGCACUUCUGUCAUCUGCUCCGACAAGACGGGUACCCUGACCACCAACCAGAUGUCAGUGUGCAGGAUGUUUAUCCUGGACAGAGUAGAAGGAGACAGCUGCUCUCUGAACGAAUUUACUGUAACUGGCUCAACAUAUGCUCCUAUGGGAGAAGUGCAUAAAGAUGACAAACUCAUUAAAUGUAGCCARUAUGAUGGUCUUGUGGAACUGGCAACGAUCUGUGCACUCUGCAAUGAUUCCUCUUUGGAUUACAAUGAAGCUAAGGGAGUUUAUGAAAAGGUUGGUGAAGCCACGGAGACGGCGCUGACGUGUCUGGUUGAGAAAAUGAACGUGUUUGACACAGACCUGAAGGGACUCUCGAGAAUCGAACGUGCGAACGCCUGCAACUCGGUGAUAAAACAACUCAUGAAGAAAGAAUUCACUCUGGAAUUCUCAAGAGACAGAAAGUCGAUGUCUGUCUAUUGUACUCCAAACAAACCGAGCCGCACGUCCAUGAGCAAAAUGUUUGUUAAGGGUGCUCCUGAAGGUGUGAUWGACAGAUGUACACAUGUCCGUGUUGGAAAUGCUAAAAUACCUUUAACCUCGGGAAUUAAGCAGAAAAUAAUGUCUGUCAUUAGAGAAUGGGGAACUGGCAGGGACACGUUGCGUUGCUUGGCUCUGGCAACCCAUGAYAAUCCUCCUAAAAAAGAGGAAAUGAAUCUGGAGGACUCCUCAAAUUUCAUCAACUAUGAGACCAACCUGACCUUCGUGGGCUGUGUGGGAAUGCUGGAUCCCCCGAGRAUUGAAGUGGCCUCAUCCAUAAAGCUGUGCAGGCAGGCUGGCAUCAGGGUUAUUAUGAUCACUGGUGACAACAAGGGCACGGCCGUGGCCAUCUGCCGCCGCAUCGGGAUCUUUGUGGAAGAUGAAGAUGUGUCCACCAAAGCCUUCACMGGCCGUGAGUUUGAUGAGCUGUCCCUUGCUGCCCAGAGAGAUGCCUGUCACCAUGCCCGCUGCUUUGCCCGUGUGGAGCCUUCCCACAAAUCCAAAAUCGUGGAGUUCCUUCAGUCUUUUGAUGAGAUCACAGCCAUGACUGGUGAUGGUGUCAAUGAUGCUCCUGCACUGAAGAAAGCAGAAAUUGGAAUUGCCAUGGGUUCUGGUACUGCAGUGGCCAAAACUGCUUCUGAAAUGGUUUUAGCAGAUGAUAAUUUCUCCACGAUUGUAGCUGCUGUGGAAGAAGGACGUGCGAUUUAUAACAACAUGAAACAGUUCAUCCGAUACCUGAUCUCCUCCAAUGUUGGGGAAGUUGUUUGUAUCUUCCUGACUGCUGCCCUGGGUUUUCCUGAAGCUCUAAUUCCUGUUCAGCUGCUGUGGGUAAACCUUGUGACGGAUGGUCUCCCUGCCACUGCCCUGGGCUUUAACCCUCCUGAUCUYGAUAUCAUGAAUAAACCACCGCGCAACCCCAAAGAGCCCCUCAUCAGUGGGUGGCUCUUCUUCCGUUACCUGGCUAUUGGAUGUUACGUCGGUGCUGCCACAGUGGGUGCUGCUGCUUGGUGGUUUAUUGCUGCUGAUGGUGGUCCAAGAGUUUCCUUUUACCAGCUGAGCCAUUUUCUGCAGUGCAAGGAGGACAAUCCAGACUUCUUUGGGGUCGACUGCGUGGUGUUUGAGUCCCCGUACCCGAUGACAAUGGCUCUGUCUGUGCUUGUCACCAUAGAGAUGUGCAAUGCUCUCAACAGCCUGUCAGAAAACCAGUCCCUGAUGAGGAUGCCCCCGUGGGAGAACAUCUGGCUGGUGGGGGCCAUUUGCUUGUCCAUGUCCCUCCACUUCCUUAUCCUUUAUGUGGAACCACUGCCAAUUAUCUUCCAGAUCACACCUCUGAACUUGACACAGUGGCUGAUGGUAUUGAAAAUCUCCCUCCCCGUCAUUCUGCUGGAUGAAACACUUAAAUAUGUGGCCCGUAACUACCUGGAACCUGGUAAAGAUGAUAGUGUGCGGCCUGCCACCAAACCCUGUGCUCUGUCAGCAUGCACCGAAGGAGUUUCCUGGCCGUUUGUGUUCAUUACUAUGCCCCUGGUUAUCUGGCUUUACAGCACAGACACUAACUUUAGUGAUAUGUUCUGGUCUUGACUGACAUGGUGACGAGUUUUACAUUCAAAGGAAAAAAAAAAAAGUUUAACUUAAUUUUUUUAUUGUUUAGAGCAACUGUCUAUUUCUGCUGAAUUUUCACAUGAACAUAUUUGCCGGUGAUGGAGGUUUCAUAAUCUAGAUUUUGGUUUUUUGCUUUUUCUGACUUCAGUGGGGGCAAUAUAUUCCUCUUUUAUACACAGUUAAAGUGUCCAUUGACAUGUACAGAGAACUAACACUAUUUUAUGCAAAUAUUUUUUUGUAGAUGAAAAGCAUGUACAGUGUUCUGUUCAAUAGUCUAUUCAUCAUGUAAAAAAAAGUAAAUUUUUUUUGAGCCAGCGGACACUAUCAAACUAAAUUGGCAGCAGAUUUUAGGGAAUGAAUGUGUGUUGUCUAAAACUAAAAAAGCAUGUAACUGUUUGUCUUCUGCAUGAUCAUCCAAACUUAAUUUGUCAUAAAGUCAGGUUUUGUUCACGAGCAGAACUUUCUGCACUGGGUAGACAGUCCUGCUCCCUGGGUCAGGAUUUCUUCUCGGUCCCCUCUUCCCUCACUCUCGGUUCUUGACUGUCCUUGUUUACACCACUUUCUGUAUGAGGUAUGCCUGAUCUCGCUCGUGCAGAAAAUAUCAUUCCAGGUGCAGCCUGCUGGGGUUCUUCCAUACUCUCAACACACAUAGGGUUGUUUUUUUUUAAAGAUUAUUUAUUUGUCUAUUGUAUUUUAUUGUAACAGACCUUAUUUUGCCAGUGUUGCCCGUUAUGCAGGGAUAGGGAGGGCUACUUCUGUCUCCUUAAAUCUAAAGCCUUUUUAACWCACACAAUCUGUUUCAAUUCAAGAGGGUUUAAGUUGGGGUUUAAUACCUUUUUCACACGUGUCAGAGCCUUUCUUUUUCUUUUUUUUUUUUUCUCCCCUUUAAAAUCAAAAUUUGCAAUGAGACCUGAAAAAAUAACUUGCACUGCAUAGCUAGAAAUUGGAUUUCCUACACUUAGGGCACUAAUGCUCAGUUGUAUACAUGGAGUUACUCUGCUGGCCUGUUGUUAGCCUGACUUGAAGUAACAAGCUCGUGUGUGUUUUUUGUAAAAUCUGUAAAUAGCACAUGACCAAAUUGAACAUAUUGUAUAGAACUAUUUUUAUUUUAAUGUGGCACUAACCACCUUCAUUAUUACGGUAAAUGUUAAAGCAUGUUUUCAAAUUCAGUCCUGUAUCAACAAUGUGUAAGUCAUUAACAGUCCUAACUGUGGUGUUUUUCUCCAAUGCCUUCCAACUUUCAUCGACUAAAGUGAGUAUUUUUCUUCCAUUUCACCCUGCCAGUGGUGACUUGCUGUAAAAUAGCAUAUGCUGUAUACAUGUUGAAGAAUAAAUAGUAAUUUCCUUCAUUCCCAUGCUGUGUUUUGUCAAACUCUGCUGUGCUACAUUAUUAUCACCACUUUAGACUCUUGUUUUGUGGUCUGAAGCUCAAAUUACCGAUUCCAAAGGCAAAGCACUUGCUUUUGGUUUAGUGUAUUUUAGGGUCUUGUUUUAUAGCACCUGGGAGCCUUAGCGCCCCGAGGUCUCACAGCUUUUGGUCUUAAGUUUGAGAUAAAAUCAGACAAAUCUGUAACUUAAGACCCUGACAGCUGUUACCGUGAAUGUUUAGUGUCCAAAACUCUCUGGUACUCAUGGUCAGGUGCUGGUUUAGUCCAAAGCUUUUYCCUGCUCUGAAACAGGGGCUGCCCCUUGGAGCUGAGCACCCUUCCCUCGUCCCUGGUACCUGCAGUGCUCCAAGGGCAGGUGCUGCUCCUGGCAAAAACAGCUCAUUAUUUGUUAUUUGCCAUCUGAGAAGGCAAGAGAACAGUCCCAGCUUAACAGGGCACUCUUUGAAAUGUGCCCUGGGGUCACAGUGUCUGUGGAGCAGCAGGUGCUGUUAUCUUGUGCUGGCUCAGUCUGCUUUAGUAACCAAAUUCAAACAGCUCUGUGAUCCCUCUUAGAGGGGAAGGAUUGUUCCAGGCUCUGUUCUGUUGGUGCCAGCUGGAAUCCAGCGAGCACACAUAAUUCUCUAGGUUUAAGCUCUGGAGUGGAGAUGCUUCCUCAGAACACAGAGGCUCUAUCAGACAUUCCACUGCUUUGUGAUACUUUGUUUAUAGAGACUUUGACUUGUUUGAGUUGAUGCUGAAGUGGCUCAGAGGAGCUGACCUGAUGAUGUAGUAGGUGUGUUGCCAAACUGUGAGCAUUCAAAUCSCCCUGAAUGCCCUUUUUUAGUGUGGAGGAGCCAAACUAAGGUUUUGCAUUCCACAGAACUGCUGGCCUGCACCAGCCAUUUGCUGUGUCAAUAACAAAUGAGCAGCAUGAGCCUCAUCUCUGUUCCUUGAAACAAAAAAUAAUAGUUCCUGUGAUCUAGGACUCCUUGAGAUCAAAGCAUAUACCAGUAUGUUAUUUGCUGGAAACAAAUUAGCAGCUUAGUUCUGYGUGCUCCCACUGCUGCUGACAGACAUUUCCAGGGCAGGAAUGCCACAAAAUCCUUGAACACGGGUUCUGCUGAACCUCAGAGCACCAUKUUGGUGGCCUUUUUAAAGCCACAURUCUGACUGCCACCUGAAUAAUUCUGCUUCUUGUACAAUCCUAUUCCUGUUUUUUAUGCCAAAUAAUCCUGCUAUACAUCCUUUUUCCCCCCUCUUAACAAGCUGAAGGGAAAAAUGACUGUCARUAAGUAGAAUUCAGUCUUCAACACCCUCUCUGUUGGAUCUGUCAGUGUUGAAGAUGAAUCUUGUUGCUUGUCACGGAUUUCUGUAGGCAUCUGUGAGCUUGUUCGUGCCACUCUCUCAGAGGCACUUGGGGUAGGGCCUCGUGUCCCUUGGAGUUUGCCUUGAAAGCUGACGAGUGGUGGGCACAGGGAGUGGGGUCCAUCCCUAUCAGCUCCUGAGCUUGCAGGAACAGUCAGGUUUUAUAAGGUGCUCCUACAGAGCCAAGCAAUCUUCAUCUACCCUGUUUCUCUUCUMUUUCUCCCAGUCUUGUCCAAGUUUUCCUGCAGAAAUGGAGCAAUAGGGUUGCCCAAGAACAGCAGUUGCAGAUCUUGGCUGGCUGCUGUUCUUUCAGGACUUCUGUUUUCCAAGUGUUGUAAAUGAGGUUCCUCCUGGGCAGUGAAGCAUCCUGCCCUGGAAAUCACAUCCUUGUGAUCCUGGACCUGGGAGUGCUGGCUCUGGGCUCCAGCCCAGGCAGCUGAGCAGGCUGGGGGAGGCUGCAGGAGGAGCGUGAGGCAGCUGAGAACUUUCCUGUUACAGAAAGUACAGAACUKCAGUGCAAAGUUUGUAAUGUCUGCAGGAAAUGUCUGAACUAAAGUGUUUAUCCUUAGCUGUAUAGAUCCUGUCAUCCUUCAGCCUCAGUCCUUUCAGCUGCAGAAGUCAGGGAGGCCUUUUCAGGACAGACUCGUUUGCUAACAUCUCAAAAAUCAGAACUCUCUUUUAAUUUCUUUGGCCCCAAGUAUUUCUGACCUCUCAGUGCUGGGGUUGAAGUAGGUAACUCCUGUUGAACCGUUAGCCCAGAGAAGAUACCAAAAGCAGCACUUAGUCACAAGCAGAAUUCAGAAUCCCCCAGGCUUUAUCUCCCACUCCAUUCUUACAAAAUAACUUCAUUUUUUUUUUUGUUUCUCUUUGCUCCCAUCUCACCGAGCUUUUUCAUYUCUGCUAUUUUCUGGAUUCCUUGGUGCCCUCACACAUCACUGCUUAUUCUCUACUGUGAGAGGGGUGUGUAAGACCAGGAUCAAUCGUGUGAUUGAUGCUGCCUUAUGCUGGGAACACCAGGAAGGAUAUUGGCUUGUGCUGGGACCCCAGUGGGUCUGGAAUGAGAGCAGCUCCUCCUGAAUGUUCUCUAGCAAGGAGGAUGCUCAGGCAGCUGCAGUCAUGCAUUGAAUUUUUAGCCAGGAGCUUUUUGUCUUUGCAGUGCCUUGGGCUCUCUCUGCUUUCACGUGUGAGUGCUCCAAAGUGCUGAGCUACACAACGAGCUGCUCCUUCUUGCUGGCAUCCGAGCAAUAAAAAUAGUUCAUACUUGGUUUCCCAAAACAUUAUUGCAAAUAAAAUGAGUGUGAAAGAGGCUGCAGAAACACAUUUCUACCAGUCUGUCAAAGUGCUCMGAGGCUUGUGUUGGUAGAGAGGCUGUUGGGGAGGUUCCUGGUACGAAACUGAGUUUUUAAUCUGAUGAUAGAAUGCAGUACAGCAGUGCCGGCCCGAGAACACAGCUCGGGCCCAGGGUUGAUGGUAAACAGCCCAAAGGAGGCUGAAUUUGCUGAGGUGAAGGGAGGUAAAACUGAUACAGAGUCGUCUGUCUCUUGCACCUGUCUUGUUUACUUUUUUGCACUUCUAACCAUUAACUGUUUCCCUAAUCUCUGCUAAUUACAUCCUUAAUUGCAUUAAUAUGCAUUUUCAAAUCUUAGCAGGAGAGCCCAAAUUUUAGUGUUGAAGCAGUGUUUGGAAGAGCUUCCACGGAGCUGUAGGGACUCAGAGCAGUCUCUCCAGACACGAGGCUGACCUUAUGCUGUGGUAGGGGUGAAGUACAGCAGGAGCUUUAGGACGUUGUACUCUACCCUUUGCCUACACAUUAAUCCGUGUAGUUUAAUGACUUCUUCAAAGCUUUCCUACUGCUUCCCAGAACAAGCUGCCUAACUUGGAAAAGGGACAUUGUUAGGUCACUUUGGGGCCAAACUUGUCGUAAUGCCUCGACUGAAAAAAAAAACAAGCGCAUAAUAUGGAACUUGAAAGUAAAAAUUCCAAAGAAGUGAGAAUUGUCUGUUGCCACUGGUCAGGCAGAGAAAGGCAAAUGCUAAUUAAACRUGUCUUAAUUGUUCUUCACUUGUCUUGGGUAGGAAGUGCUGGCUCUGCUGAUAAUCAAGGAAGCUGAGCCUUAAUCCAGAGGAUUCUGAGCUUCAAGAACAAAGUAACCUGAGAGUGUCCCUUCAAUGACAGAGCAGCCAGUUAGCAAACUUAACAUUCUUUCUUCUGUCACUGUUGAUCUUAGUCUUGCUUGUAUAAUGAUACUUAGCAUUCAUCCUUUCAUUAACUGAYGCCUUUUCUUUCUUUCCUUUUCAGCAAUACUGGAGUAAUCGCUUCCUAAACAAUUUUGCAGAAAUGUAAGGUUGUUUUGUUGCGUGCAUGUGUUUUUAGCAACACAUCUACCAAAACUUCUGCAUGUAUCGUGUAAAGAUUCUUUGCUUUCCCUAAAAACAAAACUCAUUGUGUUCUCUGUGGAAGAAAUGUGUGGUACCAUUAGGACUUCAUGAUACAGAUGUACAAACGUGCAAUAUAGCUUGCCAAGUCGGAACUCUCUCCAGAGAAGUUGGGUUUCUGUGCUGCAUGGAGAAGAGUUUGGUUAUCCUUGAACAAGAAUUGCGGAGCUGUCAGCCAAUUUCCAUAUUCCUGUAUGUAAAAUGUCAGUUUYUACAAUGUACAAUAUCAGAUAAUGCAUGCCUUGGGUUGUAGACGGAUCUCUCUCUGUAUUGUAUCAUCCAAACAUCCUACUCCAACAGCUUCUGUACAAUGCUCUCCUAUUUAUAAAUCCAUGGAAACGAUUACAGAUGAAUGUUAAACCGCAAGCCUCCACUUCAUACCGUUGGAUUUUUUUAUCAUCUGUGCAAAUCAACCUCUUUUGCACUGUAAUGUAACUUAUUUAAGGCAGUAAGACAGAUGUUGGUGCAAUACAAAAUAUCGUGAUGCAUUUAUCUAAAAAGCAACAACGACGUAGCCAGUUCCCACAGCUGCAUGUGUGACCUUUAGAAGUUGUAAAUAAGAUCAAUUGUCUAUUGACAUGCUGACAGUAAGGAGCAUCACACCUAGUUUCAUUUGUAUCAGGUAAAUAAAUUUAUUCUACAAUACAUACUCGGCGUGUUAUUUGAUGCACUUUGUUUCCUGCAGGUCCGUGCGUAGGCACUGCAGCGCGCUCUUAUUUUAAUGCCAGGAUYUAAUGACACUUUUUAGCACCAACACCAUUGCAAUCUUUCCUCCUAGAACUAUGCAGAUGCAGCUGCUCCUCGGCAGUAUUGACCUCCUCGCUGGUGUGAUUUCCUCUGUCCAGGGGCUUGUGUGUGUGUUUAAGGGACACUGUCAAGUACUUUGAUCACUCAGUUUUUUUAAAAUGCUCCAUUGUUUGUAAAAUCCCUCUGAGAAACGUAAAAUAAACAAUUCUUUCCCAACUA
Messenger RNA from Malurus melanocephalus (red-backed fairy wren), 9503 nucleotides. RefSeq names its product ATPase sarcoplasmic/endoplasmic reticulum Ca2+ transporting 2 (gene ATP2A2). The record is from RefSeq and is a predicted model, not a curated record. Lineage: Eukaryota; Metazoa; Chordata; Aves; Passeriformes; Maluridae. Gene Ontology annotation, biological process: intracellular calcium ion homeostasis; calcium ion transmembrane transport. Gene Ontology annotation, molecular function: ATP binding; P-type calcium transporter activity; ATP hydrolysis activity. Gene Ontology annotation, cellular component: membrane. The coding region runs from base 218 to 3349 and encodes 1043 amino acids. The transcript has 20 exons.